GGAGUUCGUGGAGGAGGUGGCACAGGACUUCGCCCGGCAGCACCCCGAUGUCGUCCUCUAUGUCAGCCGCCACUCGGGCCUGGCCCCAGUGCUGCGGGCAGAGUACUUGAAUGGGACGGUACGGGAGGAGCUGAUCGCCAGCAAGACGAGCCAGGAGAUUGCACAGCUGGCCACCAAGCUGGCCAACCAGUCCGGCCUGGACAUCGUUCGUAUCCGCAAGCCUUUCCACACCGACAAUCCCAGCAUCCAGGGCCAGUGGCACCCUCUCACCAACAAACCCUCCGUCCUCACUGUCCAGGGCCCGCGCCUGCAGCCCCAAUAUAGCCUCCACCGCCAUCCCC
Messenger RNA from Acanthisitta chloris (rifleman), 341 nucleotides. It is a transcript of the gene MRPL43, whose product is annotated as mitochondrial ribosomal protein L43. The annotation marks the transcript as partial. Gene Ontology annotation, molecular function: structural constituent of ribosome. Gene Ontology annotation, cellular component: mitochondrial large ribosomal subunit. Gene Ontology annotation, biological process: mitochondrial translation. The record is from RefSeq and is a predicted model, not a curated record. The transcript is spliced from 2 exons. NCBI's taxonomy places the organism in Eukaryota, Metazoa, Chordata, Aves, Passeriformes, Acanthisittidae.